Messenger RNA from Baudoinia panamericana UAMH 10762, 1038 nucleotides. RefSeq lists its product as uncharacterized. Gene Ontology annotation, cellular component: mitochondrial chromosome; mitochondrial nucleoid. Lineage: Eukaryota; Fungi; Ascomycota; Dothideomycetes; Mycosphaerellales; Teratosphaeriaceae. The record is from RefSeq and is a predicted model, not a curated record. Bases 1 to 1038 code for a protein of 345 amino acids. Gene Ontology annotation, molecular function: single-stranded DNA binding. The transcript is spliced from 4 exons. Gene Ontology annotation, biological process: recombinational repair; interstrand cross-link repair.
AUGUCAACGACGGAGAGGAAGCAACAGGUCGACGAGGCAACUCAAACCGAGGAUGAGCCCGAUGAGUGGGACAAGCGGAUCUUCAGUACUGGGUGUGCGGGUGGGCCAGAACUCCUAGGUCCACCUUGGAGGAGAUUGAAGGCCGCUGAAUGCAAUCCAGACGAGAACACGAGGCUAAACGACUGCUUCUUCGAGAAGAAAGACUGGAGAGCUUGCAAAGACGAGCAAACACAAGCCCAAGCAUCAUCCACUCCCUCCCCAGUCGCACCACCACCGCCAAGGACCCCUCAACCACCCACAACAGCAUCGACCUCACAAAAACCAAUCCCCACCCCAACACCCCAACAACGACAAGACCCCGACGAACCCUCCCCCUCCUCCCUCCCCCUGCGCUCCCUAACCGCCGGCCUCUCCGACCCACCCCCGCUCCUCUCCGAGCACGAAAAACAAGUCGACUGGACGCGCUCCUACCACGGCCUCUCCUCCGCCCCCUUCACCGACUCCCAAGCCGCCAUCCUGCAACAAGAAAUCCAACCCGACGACAUCGAGAUCAAACCGGACGGGAUCAUCUAUCUCCCCGAGAUCAAAUACCGGCGGAUCCUGAACAAAGCUUUCGGGCCGGGAGGCUGGGGGUUAGCGCCGAGGGGGGAGACGAUCGUGACGGGGAAGGUGGUGACGAGGGAGUAUGGGCUUGUUUGCGGGGGACGGUUGAUAUCCAUCGCCCGCGGCGAACAAGCCUACUUUGACCCCGACGGCAUCCCCACGGCGACCGAGGGCUGUAAAUCCAACGCCCUGAUGCGGUGUUGUAAAGAUUUGGGAAUAGCGUCGGAAUUGUGGGACCCGAGGUUUAUUCGGAGGUUUCUGCGGGAGGCGGCAAGGGAGUGUGUGGUGGAGCAUGUGGUGACGAGGAAGAGGCGGAAGCAUUGGAUGCGGGUGGAUGAUGAGGUGAGGUAUCCGUGGAAGGAGGUGAGCGCACAAGCCGCUAGUGGGAUGGGAGGUGGGGGAGGAGGAGGAGGGGUAGGAGGGGUUAAGAGGUAA